AUUUACAUAAAUCUAAGACUAUGCCAAUGGAGUUAUAAAAACAUCUGUAUCAAAUACAAUAUCAAAAAUUAUUUUAUUAAAAAAUAAAAUAAAAUUAUGAUUAUGCUGUCUUACAAUGAGAGUUGUCUCCUAGCCGUUGUGAAGAGCCUAGCAAUUCUAUAACUCCCUCCAAAUUCUCUCUCCUCCCUUCAUUUUUUUGUUCCUAAACAUAUUUUGUUUCCAGAGUUUUUUACGCGUUUUAUGAGUGUAGAGGCAAUGACCGUGACCGAAACAAUGUCUGGAUCUGUUGCACAGUCCCUAAAACCGGGACUUGAGAAACCUGACAUUGAUUUCUAUGAUGAUGAGAAGAGAACGAAGCUUGGUUCCUUCAAGAAGGCGGCUUUUAAUGUCUCAAGCAUGUUCAGAAACUCGCUGACAAAGAAAGGUAGAAGGAACAGCAGAGUCAUGUCAUUUGCUUUCGAAGAUGAACAUGAUGCAGAGGAAAUGAAGGCAGUAGAUGCAUUUCGUCAGGCCCUUAGUUUGGAAGAAUUGCUUCCUACAAAGCAUGAUGAUUAUCACAUGCUGCUUAGAUUCUUGAAGGCCAGGAAAUUUGAUAUCGAGAAGUCAAAGCAAAUGUGGUCUGACAUGAUCCAAUGGAGAAAGGAUUUUGGUGCUGACACAAUCAUGGAGGAUUUUGAGUUCAAGGAAGUUGAAGAGGUCAAGCAAUACUAUCCUCAAGGACACCAUGGAGUUGACAAGGAAGGCCGGCCAGUUUACAUUGAAAAGUUGGGUCAGGUUGAUCCGAAUAAGUUGAUGCAAGUCACCUCCAUGGACCGAUAUCUUAAGUAUCACGUCCAAGAGUUUGAGAGGACCUUUAUUGAUAAGUUCCCAGCUUGUUCAAUUGCUGCAAAGAAACACAUUGAUCAGAGUACCACUAUUCUGGAUGUUCAAGGAGUGGGGCUUAAGAACUUCAACAAGGCGGCAAGGGAACUCAUCCAGACCCUACAAAAGAUAGACGGUGACAAUUACCCUGAGACCCUGUGUAGGAUGUACAUCAUCAAUGCAGGAUCUGGUUUCAGGCUGUUGUGGAGCACCGUUAAGUCGUUCCUUGAUCCCAAAACAACCCAGAAGAUUCAUGUCCUGGGCAACAAGUACCAAAGCAAACUGCUUGAGAUCAUUGAUGCCAGUGAACUGCCAGAAUUUUUGGGCGGUACCUGCACCUGUGCAGAAAAAGGUGGCUGCUUGAAAUCUGAUAAAGGGCCAUGGAAUGAUCCUGAGAUAAUGAAGAUGGUUCGUAAUGGUGAGGCCAAAUGCAACGUAAGGGGUCCCUUCCCAGUGAUAGACGAAAAAACCAUUGGUGAAGAUGAGAUGGCAAAACCAAAGGGAUGCAACUCAUGCGAUUCAGAUGAGUUCCAGUAUUAUGCACCCAAAGAACCUAUGUGCAAAGAUGCACCGAGUCCCUUCCCAUAUGACAACUUCAUCCCAAUGGUAGACAAGGACAUGGAAAAAUCGUGGAGCAAACCUGUUGAUAUCAACAUGAACAAGCUGGCCAUGACCAAAGGUUGUUUACCAUCAAAGAACAGUUUUGAGGGUUCUAAUCAGAAAUUUAGCAACCAUCUAGUCACUGGUCUCAUGUCUGUGAUGAUGGGCAUUGUAACGAUGAUCAGAUUGACUCGAAACAUGCCCAAGAAGCUUACUGAUGCGACCUUAUAUACUUACUGUGAUGAGACUGCUGUAAAGGACUCACAUAAAUUGCCUGGACAUGCAAUCUCUGAGGUUGAGUAUUUUGCAAUGAUGAAGCGCAUGGGUGAAUUGGAAGGGAAGGUGAUUUCCCUUGCUGCGAAACCAGCCAUCAUGCCUCCCGAAAAAGAGGAUAUGCUCAACAAUGCAAUGAGCCGUGUUGAAGUCCUUGAGCAGGAACUUUCCGCAACAAAGAAGCUUCUUGAGGAAUCAAUGCAAAGACAGGGAGAGCUGUUAGCAUUCCUCGAAAAGAAGAAAAAGAAGAAGAAGAUGUUCCUUUUUUGAGCACAUCAGUUCUUCUGGUCAGAGAUAGUAGAAGUGAGUUGUCUGUAAACUGUUCGUUGCCUUGCUGUAAUAUUAAGAAUCGAAGAGUCUCUAACCUGGAGGCGAUUGCGAGUUAUAUCCCCCGCUAUCCCCCUCAAUGUUUGCCUGUUGCUUUGUAUAUGACUAAUAUACUAUCACCCCAAUUAUUUAUCUUA
Chenopodium quinoa (quinoa) is the source of this 2198-nucleotide messenger RNA. RefSeq names its product phosphatidylinositol/phosphatidylcholine transfer protein SFH12-like. The coding region runs from base 241 to 2004 and encodes 587 amino acids. The record is from RefSeq and is a predicted model, not a curated record. NCBI's taxonomy places the organism in Eukaryota, Viridiplantae, Streptophyta, Magnoliopsida, Caryophyllales, Amaranthaceae. The transcript has 15 exons.